AUGGAUCUAAAUAAUGAAACUUUCUUGGUAACCUUCAACAAUGAUCAAGACUACCUUGUGGCGCUAACAGGAGGCCCCUGGGUGAUUUUAGAUCACUAUCUUCUUGUUCAUCAGUGGACUCCCAGCUUCAGAUCCACGGACAAACCUCACAGAUCGGUGGUUGCUUGGGUCCUGUUCCCUGAAUUGCCAGUUCACUUCUAUCACAGAGAGGUCCUGUUUGCAAUUGGGAAUCUUAUUGGACGCACAGUUAAAUUGGAUUAUCAUACAGAGACGCUUCAAAGAGGAAAGUUCGCCAGGAUCGCCAUCGAGUUAGACAUGACAAAGCCGCUCCCGACGAAGGUGUACUUGGAUGGAGCAAGCCAGCAAGUUGUCUAUGAGAAUCUACCUCAAAUCUGCUAUGAUUGUGGCAGAAUUGGUCAUAUGGAAGAUCAUUGCCCCCAGCGGGCACCAGUUCAGGAACUUGCACUGGCCAUAGCUCCAGGGGAUGGAGCGACGUUGAUGAUCCCUUCGGAAAACACUUCAUCGGAACCCCCCUCCGGCUACGGGCCGUGGAUGCAGGUCACCCGAAAAUCUCGGAAACCGACCAAAAACAAAGGGGGUAACUCGGCUAACUUACCUUUUCCUAACGGCAUGGAUUCAGGGAAACUUCCUCCAAAAUCAGGGGGAAAAGGGAAAGGGGAGACAAGCAAAGGAGUGAUUUUAGCAGACAGUAAAGGCAAGAAAGAGGCUAAGGAAGAUAGCAAAAAAGGGAUGCAGAGUAACCAAAAAGGGAAGGCAGAACUUCGGGAAACAGAGGCUUCCAACGGGAAGAAGAAGACCAACGGUAACCAAGAAUGGAGGGCUAAGGAUAUGCCCAACAGGCAACCGUUGCAGACUAAGGUCACUGCAGGCCAAGACUCCUCCACGGCCCAAGCCAAGGCCCAAGCCUCGACCUCAAGCCCUUCUGCGUCUCAAGAAGUUGUCUUAGGCCCAAAUAACACAAAGAUCCACACUCUUGCUCUCCCCUCUCUGGCGCCCAAUCAAAAGGAAAACACUGACCCAAAUUCAAACAGGAUCAAAUCCCGCCAACGGUCUCAAAAACAGAGCAACGAUAGCCUGCAGAAUCAAGGUCAAAGCAAAGGGGUGAACCUCAAAGCUACCAAAAAGCCGCUCCAAAUCCUGUCUUCCAAAAAGAAAGAGUCGCCCAAGAAGCUCAUCAAUGGAGGAUUUCCGAUCACUCUUAAAGCUAUUGAAGAGUUCUAUGCCCACACCCAAUCGAAGGCUCAAGAAUUCCAAAAUAUUAUCUCGGGGAAGCCGGCGGAUGUGGACAUGGCGGAAACGAGCUCUGCGAAUCCUAUUGGAGUUCAAGCGGAUAAUCUCAACAGUCAGGGAGAUCAGAACAUUGACCCCGCAACUGUCGCUUAA
Messenger RNA from Linum trigynum, 1404 nucleotides. NCBI's taxonomy places the organism in Eukaryota, Viridiplantae, Streptophyta, Magnoliopsida, Malpighiales, Linaceae. The record is from the annotation of a GenBank genome assembly.